GGGAUGAGUGAACAACACUGAAAAUAUUCCUGCAGGUUGAAAAACAGGACAUGAACCUAUGACUUAAAAAGCCUUAUAUAAAAGGAGAAUACCUCUGUUUACUAUACCAAUUACAUUACUUCAUGAUAUUCUCACUUUUGAAUCAAAUUGCUGUUGGACUGACAAUUGUAUCUUCACUAAUGUAUUAGAUAUAUUAAUUAUAUCCUAUUCAAAUGCGAUAGCUGAGCUGAUAGCGAUGAAAUAUCAGCAGCCGAUUAUAAAAAGUGGAUAAUUUUUCUGGAGACUGGUUAUCUUGAAGUGUGUUUGCACCUUGAAAUUGUUGGAUUGGUUAAUGGUCUUAUUUUAACAACAAAAGUGUUUAAAAGGUGAAUUUAUUGACCUAAGAUCAGUAAACAAUUAGGCUAAUGUGUACAAGGGGUUUUGAACUUGGAUCAAAAUUAAUCCAGCCAGUGUUAUACAAUUGCUUACUAAAUAUACUUAAUUAUUAAACUUUUAUUCAGUACACUAUGGUUUUCUUUACAUUGUUAUUUAUAUUAUUUAGAUGAAGCCAAGUCCUGAGGAGAAUGAAGACAAUGACCCACUUGUGGUUAACGUGGCGCCGGGAGGACAUCUUUGAGGUUCCAUUAUACCUGGUGACACAGAAAAAAGCAAGGGAGGUUUCGAAGAUGAGGGACCACAAACAUGAACAACGCCAGAGAGGGUUAGAGGCGGAGUCCACGCAGGACAGGAGGAUUCAGGAGCUGGAUGCUGGUGUGGCCCGGAUACAGAUGGAGUGGGAGUUGUUCCACCAAGAGGUUGCAGACCUGGGUGACAGGCUGGUGGGGCAUCUGCAGGCGCAUCUGGACGCUUUUCAGGAACAACACCAUGGCGUCCCUGUGGGCAUCCAGGUGAAUCUUCCUCGGGAGUUUCUAAUGGAUGUUCCCCUCGGACCCACUCAGGAGACCAGUCUGGAUUGCUCAAUUUCUGAAAAAUUCUGUUUACUCUCCUGAGGAGGCUGAGUCUGUUUACUUGGAUGCUUUCAAGCAUAUCAAGAGGGCUCUAUGGACGCCUGUGGGGAAGCUUGGGCUUCGGCCCUUGACCUUUUUGGAGGAAUCCAUGAAGGUCCCACAGCAGAUCUGCUCAUGGAGCACCCAUGCAAGGCAGGCUCAGCUGGGGUUGGGUCUGGGGAGCACCAGCCGCCUGGAGAGGUUCAAUGGGCCUUGUUAGCGUGUGUUGUAAGUUGUUAUGUUGACUUUAAAGUCAAGUACUUAUUCAAAUAGUAUUAAGAUUUGAAUUGUGACAUAAAUGCAAUAUUAUGCAAACAAAAUUAUUUAUGGCAUUUUACAUUUUUUCAUCUUUAUGAUAAUCCUGUGACACAGGAUUAAGACAAUAUCUCAGGAAUUAGCUAUACGCUCAAUUUAUUCUGGUAUAUAUGUGCCGUAAAUGUUACUAUAACAACUCGAAGGUCGCAUCAAUAAGGCAUCAAAGUCAGUAGUGUUGGCAUUGUUUUUGGGCAGUUCUGACACAUAAGCAAACUAAUUCAAAAUAAUAAUUGUUCUGAUAAUAAAAGUCUGUCACCUCUGACCUUGUUGAUAAUGUAAACAACAAAAUGAGAGCAUUAACCCGCAUGCGCACUGUGAAAUGACCUUUAUUAAUAGAGUCAUGACAUAACUUAUGAUAGUCAAAAAGUCAGCAAUACUUUCGCUUUAGUGUGUGCAGCAUAUUAAUAAUAAUAUCAUUUUUACAUGCACUUUAAAUUAGGGGGACCCAAAUUAAGGUAAUAAAUAAAUGAAACGCUAUUUAUUAAUUGAUAUUUAGCUUUUAGCGGUCAAAAUUUAAAUGUCCCGACGGAAUAACAAGACUUUAAAGUUCAGGUGUCCCUCCCAAAAAAAUUGGUGUCCUCGGGAUCCCGGGUGCCAUCCAAAGCCAUUGUGGCAUUUGUUCUUCAGAUGAGGGACAGGACAAUGGAACAGCACGAGAGAGGGUUAAAGGCGGAGUCCACGCAGAAGGAUAGGAAGGUUUGUACAUCACAUGUGUUAUUAGCUGUUAAGUUCAAUUAAAUGAAAUAGGAUAUAUUCUCAGGGUACAAAACUAGUUUCCAGUAUGCAUGACCUCUUGAUAGUGUAAAAUAAGUGGCAGACUGAUUAGUAAA
Molecule: messenger RNA, 2131 nt
Organism: Mya arenaria
Lineage: Eukaryota; Metazoa; Mollusca; Bivalvia; Myida; Myidae
Exons: 3
Coding region: 564-989 (141 amino acids)
Source: RefSeq, a predicted model, not a curated record